This is a messenger RNA of Impatiens glandulifera, 942 nucleotides long. RefSeq names its product photosynthetic NDH subunit of lumenal location 4, chloroplastic. Gene Ontology annotation, cellular component: chloroplast. Lineage: Eukaryota; Viridiplantae; Streptophyta; Magnoliopsida; Ericales; Balsaminaceae. The record is from RefSeq and is a predicted model, not a curated record. The transcript has 6 exons. Bases 58 to 732 code for a protein of 224 amino acids. Gene Ontology annotation, molecular function: peptidyl-prolyl cis-trans isomerase activity.
UCCUUGAGAUUCAUAGGCUAUAGAUAGAUUAGAGAAUCUAGUGAGAGAGUGAAGAAAAUGGCGGUCUCCACAAUCUCCAUCCUGACAAGCUCUCACACAACACUUACAAAAUUCAAUCCUAAAUCCAUUAUCAAAUUCCAAUAUGGGUCUUCUUCAUCUUCUUCUUCUUCUCCCGGUCCAUUCCAUUUUCCGCUUCUGCAACAGAUCAACUUUGGCAAUGGAAUGAAGAAGGCGGUAAAUGUGGGUCUUAGUCUUUUGGCUUCUUCCAUGGUAGCAUUGACGCCAAUGGAUGCCAAUGCGACCAGAAUCGAGUACUUCGCGACCGUGGCUGAUCCACCCUGUGAGUUCAGAUUUGCCCCUUCCGGCCUAGGUUACUGCGAUGUCGCCGUCGGUUAUGGCGAAGAAGCUCCCUACGGAGAACUUAUCAACAUUCAUUACACUGCAAGGUUUGCGGAUGGAAUAGUAUUCGACAGUAGCUAUAAACGAGCUAGAUAUCUUACGAUGAGAAUCGGUGUUGGGAAGGUGAUAAAGGGAUUGGAUCAAGGAAUCUUUGGUGGAGAAGGAGUGCCUCCUAUGCUAGUUGGUGGAAAACGCAAACUUCAAAUUCCACCAACAUUAGCAUAUGGCCCUGAACCAGCUGGAUGUUUUUCAGGAGACUGCAAUAUACCUGCAAAUGCAACACUUUUGUAUGAUAUUAACUUUGUAGACAUCUACAAAGGAAAUAGGAAAUAGAAAAUGAAGACCGAGCCGAGGAUUACACAAUCAAUCACUAUGAAAUUGAACCUAGAGGAUGCAGUGGGAGCUCGGGCAUUAACUUUAUUGGAGGAAGAAGAAUAAGUUGCUCUUUCAAAGGAUUCUAAUAUACAUAAUAAUGUAUUUGUAUUACACCUUAUUCUUGUUAUAUGUUUUUAGAUGAUGUCAAUAUUAUUAUGAAAAUUUUAA